AUCGGUUGUCUUUUCACACCUCUGACUAACAGGAUUAAAAAAGUAAUGGAAAGUUCUAGGAAAAGCAUAGCAUGGGAAAGAUGCAGAAUGAAGUGUUCAGAAAAUAAAUAAACAAAACUUUCUAAUGAUUGGGUGGGUGGUUUUAACAGAACCACAUGCUAGUAUCAGAAUCAUUAAACUGGCACCUUGGGUAAUGUUUGUUUCAGCCAAAAGUUGCUCCAUUUCAACUGUGAGGGCACGUGGUACUCCAGAUGGGAGAAGUGCCAGACAUAAAACUUCUGAAACAAAAUCGAAUCAAAUCGAAGAUGUGACUGAGUUUUGGGAAACAAUUUAUUAUCGUGGAGACAAAGAGCUAGCAUCUCAGAUCAUUCGCAAUAUCCAUGAUGAAGGAGUCUAUUUAGUUCGUGUCAACAGUGAUGGCUCUAUGGUGCUACAUGUGUAUGGUGAGGGGCAGGCACGUAAAUACCAAAUUAUUUACCAGGAUAAAGAGUACACCUUGCAGAGGACAUCAGGAAACUGGUUCAAGACUGUACCAGAAUUGGUAUAUUUUUACUACACUAACACCCUUCCCAAUAUCCCAGUCUGCCUAACAGAAUGUUAUGCACACCACUCAAGCUAUCUAAAGUCUUAGCCAAGAAACUACUAUUUCCUCCAAUAGAGUUAGCUUGAAGAGUGCUACAUUUUACAUGGCACAGACGUAAAGGGGAUCUUUUGAUGCCAUUUCUGGCAGUGUCAGUGGUGGGACUGGAAACCUGGAUGUUGACUUUUGUCAGCUUGAUAAUGGGACCACCACAACAUUGCUUGCCAGACAAGUAGGAGACAGAAGAUGGUGGAGUUUUUUGUCAUAAUACACUAACUUGAUGACUGCCUUAUGAAUUGUGAUGUGCCUUAGCAUACGCAGUAUUAUUCUGGGGCCUUUUUUCGACUUGCAGGACAGAUUAUUUAGGACUAUUGCAAGUGAUUGUGUUGUGCCAUGUCUCACAAAUAUCUUAGUGGCACUGUGAAAAAAUGCAUCACUCUGAACAGCAACAUAAGCAUAAUCUCAUCAUUACUUAUGUUUGCUCGUUUACCUAUUCUAGCAAGUGCUGUAACAACAAGAUAAACUGCGAUGCCUGUGAAUAUUUCUGUGAUCAAUCUUGUUAGCAGGCAUUCAAACUUUUUUCAACACUGCUAGUAGAAUUAUCCUAGACAAGUUUUAUAUGACGGUUACAUUACCUCUAUUUUUCCAGUGUGUACACUGUAGACUUAAUUUUUUAUGUUUUUGUUUUGUACUAUUAGCCACAGUAUGGCAUAGGUUUACUAUAAUGCAAAUUUUUAGAAAUCCCUUUAUAUUCAUAAUGCAAACUCAACAUUUUGCAAGUCAUGAAAUGUUUGUUGAAGAGGAGUGGUUUGCUUUGUAUGUAAAAGUUACUUACCUUGGCACUUUAUAAGCAUCUGUCUUAAUGGAGAAUGUACAGGAAAGACCACUUUAUGAUCAUGGAGUGCUUACUUGCUCAGAGCUGUUUAUUGAAUGCAGUUUUAAACAAAAGAAAACAAAUGUGAUGAAAGUUCUUGAUGUUGUGAUCAUAAGAUAUCAAGAAAAUGCUAUCAGAAAUAGAACACUUCUAUCAGUUAUAAAAUAAACCAUUAGUAGAAACAUUUUGGAACAUCUGGUUGGUGUUGGUGGGUCAUAAAGUUAAUGGUACACUUUUUAAUCAUUUGACAGUAUGUUAAAAUGCAUACCUGUUUGCAUAUGCACAUGUGUAGGUGGGGAUGUAUAAAUGAAAAUGACAAAAAUCCAUUAACAAAUCCAGAAUGGAUUGUUCUGUAUUGAUAGUUUAUAAAGAACAUAGGAUUUAUGUCACCUUAAUAUUGUUUUUGACACAAUUGAUGAAAUUUAGAGAUUAAGUCACAGGAUGAGAUAAUGUAAUAUCUUUGUAUAAAAUUGUUUCAACUACCAUAUGAAUCAGUUAGACAUUAUUUUAUUGUAAGUCUUACAAACUUGUUAGGAUAAUGAUUGGACUGCUUGCUCAUGCAGCUGCUAAGUUGUAGGACAAGAUUUCCUGACAACAGCUUGCUAGAAGUUUUGGCAAGGAGCUAAAAAGUGACAAUUUCUGUUUAAAUAAUGUCUAUCCCAACUGUUUUUAUAUCUUUUGUAAAACUUUUCCCUAUUUGGCAGCUUUGACUAUGUGUGAACACCUACAUUCCACUGUGUGGCACCUUUGUUUUCUGUUUACCUUCUGGAUUAAGGAAGGAUAAUAGUAAAUAGAGCAUUAUAAGGCACCUCAACAAAAUCCUGUGAUCUUGGUGAACAGCGAGUGUGGAAAUUCAAUAUGUUUAACCAAAGUAUAAAUUAUAUCUUCUUAGCAGACAAUUCUCUCAAAGCUGAGUAACCUGUAUUUUAGUGUUGUUUUUUUAAAUGUGAUAAGUAUUGUUUUUAAAAAACCACAUCCCUUUAUCACACAAAGGGAGAAAUCCAGUAAACUUUUGUAUAUACAGUCCAUGUUUGUCAUAAUAUGAUGGAUUUGUACAUGCAUAACCUUGAGUGUUUAAGGAUGUUUUCGUUCACCCUUGCUAAACUUGAUUACUUUUUUCCCCUCUUUACAGCUGCUAUGUAAGUUAAUUUUUUAGACAUUUUGAAACUGAUUUUCACAUGCUUGCACUUGCAUUAUCCUCUUUGUAAAGAAUUUGUGUGGAAAGAAGGCUUCUGCAUUUAAUGGUUCACCUUUGUGGUAUAAGAUGCUGUUUGAAGUGAGGUUAAGGUCUGAUUUAAUUUUGCAAUCACUUGUUCAAUGGCUCACCCAGGGUUUAUUGAAUUACAUUUGACUUCUCACAGCUUUCUUGCUGUUUUAUACUAGUCAAUUUUUUAAAAUGUUGUUCGUUCAGGCUAUGCCAGUGGUAGGCAUGCCUGUGACUUUUGGCCUCAUCGUUUUCAUCUACAGUCAUCAUCAGCAUCAUUAUCAUAUUUUAGUCAUUAGGUUUCAUCAACUUUAAGGAAAAAUAUAAAGGUAAAUUGAUUUUAAUUGUGAAAAAUUUAAAGAAUUUUUUUUACCAAUAUGCAGCAUGACUCUUCGCUAAUUUGCAAUCAUAUUGGAUGAGAGAUAUCUGGCACAAAUCGCAUCCAUAAUGAAUGAUGGUUAUCAAUGAUCAAGAAAAAAAAAAUAGCUAUGCUGGGUAAAUGAUAUCCAUAGUACAAGGUCUUGAUCUUCCUGCCAUUUUGAAUGUGUUUUUAAAAAUCUGUCCUUUAUUUUCUGAACUGAAAAGAAACAUGUUCAGCUUGGGCACAAUAAAUCGCCUCAAAUAAGUUAAUGUAUUUUUUUAUAUCCUAAUUAUGAUUAACUUUGUUGGCCUCCCUGUAUUGUAACAAUUAACCCUAAUAGUCACCUUUUUUCUUUCUUUUAUAUUACUGCAGAUUUAGAACUUGACCACUGGUCUAGGAUGUUUAAGAACAGAGAGGAGGGUGAGUGUGGAAGAGAUAUUUAUUGAAGAUGUUGAUAGACAUAUCCAUGACCGUGUCAUAAUUCAUAAUGUCAAGUUAUAAAUUCCUUGCUGACCAUGGGUUGAAAGGUUUCAGAAUGGUUUUCAGUGGCUUAUGGUUGUAAUUGAUUCUUGUAUGUGUAUUGAAUCCUUUGCAAUCUUUAUCAGUACAGCGGGAGGGAUGUGAUCAACUACUUACCUGAUCCAUGACAGCUUCUCUGUCCUCAUUCUUGUGAUAGUGCAUUGUGCAUUUCCAUAAAUGCAUUUCAUCCAUGGCUUGUCCACAAUACAAAGUUUUUAUGUUGCCAACUCAACAUAAGUUAUGUCCGUUGAAAUGCAUUUUCAUACAGCAUUAGAGGUGGAUGUCCUGCUUGAGUAGUGCAAUGUCAAGAAGACAGUUUGGUUGUGGUGUUUUCUAUUUGGGUAUCUCCUAGGGUCUUUGUGAUGUCUCUUGUGUUUUGAAGUCAUGUUAUUGGUGUCAGAGACAUGAGUUUUGUUGCCAUUGUUCUCAUUGUGAUGUGUUUCAUAGGUUCCACACCAAAGUGUCAUAUGAUUUACUAGCAAAUUCUCCAUUCCAUUUAUUACCUGUGGUGUCCCUUAGUGAUUUCUUAUACUUCUCUUGUCAUCGAUAAUUCUUUGAAUAACAGGAUUCAGGUCAGCAACUUUUUGGGUUUUUUUUUUCUGCAGUCGUUUUCUUUGGAAUGUACAUCUCAACCCAUGGAAAGGCAAAAUUUCAGCAGUUACUCAGAACCAUUUUAGAUGUGUGAAAGUGUUCUUAAAGAACUUGAGAGAAUUUAGUGAAUGCCACUAUUUCGUCUGUUGGUUUGCUUCAGAGGUUAGGAUUUGCAGUUGACCAUUAUUCAGAUUUGUGUUGUGGUUAGAAAACUGGCAUAUGAACCCAAAGAUGCACACACUGACCAGUUUAAUGCCUGUAUGGUGUAGCCAACAACCCGUUCCAUGGAGUUAAGGUGAGGCAGCAGAGGAGAAAUGAUACCCACCCCCUCUCACAAAAAAGAUGGCCCAGAGAAAAUUGCUAACAUCUCACUCCGCAAUGAGUGGAAGAUUAGGGAACUACCUUUACCAUUUUAAUUUAUUAUAAGUAAUAAAAUAAUUAUUGUUUUAGGUACAUUGUAAUAGCCAAAGGUCUUUGACAGACACCUUGAGGAAAUAUAUCAAUUUUAAAAAAGAUUUGAGUGGCUUUUUAUUUUCUUGUUCUGCCUUAGCACUGAAAUAAUUUGGUGUUAAGGCUUUUUCAAAAAAAUAAAAUGGUUAUCAUAGACGCACAAUUUAGAAGCUUCAUACAUUUUGCAUUAUUGAAAUGUGGAUUGUUUUAACUGCCUUUAACUGAUUAAAACACCUUUUAUGCUGCACCAUCUUUUAAACAUACCUCUCAACUCUUAGACUAAUAAUGUAAAGGUAAGCAUAGAUGUUUAGAGUAUAGGGUAUUGAAUUGAUUUUAUUACAGCUUUAAUUUAUUUUUAUUUGUACAUGUAUAUAAAUGCUGCCUUAAAAUUUUAUUUCUAGUAAGUAGGGUGUCUUUAAAGUAGCUGUUGUGUUUUCUAUGAAUUUAGAAAACUUUGUUACAAGAUGCUUGGUUGUAAGUUAUUUAUAUGUUGGAAGCAAGAUUUGAGUGUCUCAAUGUUUGAGCUUCAAAAAUGAUAUUAUAAAUUCUGUCUUUCACUUCUAAACUCUCAUCUUAUGUUGUUAUAUGUUAUCUCAUGUUAACUUGCUGUGAAUGAAGAGAGUUAUUCAGAUGUGCUCACACUGCAAUACGUCCUAGUACCUGCUGGCUUUUGGUCAGUCCAGCUUAUGCUUCCAUGGCACCAGGAAGUAAAAGUGAGUGUUCAUACUUGUCUACAAAAAACAUAGCUAUAAAUCUGAAUCCAGAAAAAAAGAUUUACAACAGACAAACAGAACAGUAUUUGCAUGUAUACACAUUUUGUUGUAUUCCUUAUUUCCACAUUUCUGUGUGCGCAUGUGCACCUUUGUUUGCACUGGUAUUUCUAGAAUAUCACUAGCAUGCAUUCUAGUUUAUUUGCUGCUGGAUUUUCUUUGGUUUUGUGUUUGUUUUUUGUUUUUGUUUUUUUGUUUUUUGCUUUCAAAAAUGCAAAUCAUUUGCUAGGCCAGAGGAUUCUGAGAUGAGAGUAAAUCUUAAUUUUAUAAGACAUUAUUGUUUUGAUGAUAGAAAGUUAAACCAUUAUCUAAUACUUCUCUUGAAGUCAUGUGCUGUGGACUUACCCCAAAAAAAUUCACUGAAAUACAAAGAGAAAGCAUG
Pomacea canaliculata is the source of this 5731-nucleotide messenger RNA. RefSeq lists its product as uncharacterized. The transcript is spliced from 6 exons. Gene Ontology annotation, biological process: signal transduction. Lineage: Eukaryota; Metazoa; Mollusca; Gastropoda; Architaenioglossa; Ampullariidae. The coding region runs from base 125 to 631 and encodes 168 amino acids. The record is from RefSeq and is a predicted model, not a curated record. Gene Ontology annotation, molecular function: SH3 domain binding.